This is a messenger RNA of Zingiber officinale, 3865 nucleotides long. Its product is annotated as probable serine/threonine-protein kinase PBL18. Lineage: Eukaryota; Viridiplantae; Streptophyta; Magnoliopsida; Zingiberales; Zingiberaceae. The transcript has 9 exons. Gene Ontology annotation, molecular function: ATP binding; protein kinase activity. Bases 1955 to 3700 code for a protein of 581 amino acids. Gene Ontology annotation, biological process: protein phosphorylation; cell surface receptor signaling pathway. The record is from RefSeq and is a predicted model, not a curated record.
AGGUUAUCUCCCCCUAGGAUUUUCACCAUCUGACUUCACUCAGAACCUAAGGUUACCACCCCUAGAGUUUUCUCCACCUGGCUUCAUUCACCAAGACUUAGUAUUUGGCUACCCAUGGAUCAGGUCCUCAAUCCACCUGGCUUCCACGAUCUACCGAGAUUUCUCUUGCCUCAGUAUUCGACUACCUAGAGAUCAGGUCCUUCAGAUCUAUCCAAUCCACCUAGCUUCCACGAUCUACCAAGAUUUCCCUUGCCUACCCUGCAACUAGGACUUCCUUUGUCUAACCGCAGUUAGGAUAGUCACUCGGUUGACUUCCCACCCUUGCAUAGCCAUGACUAGGACUUCCCAUGAUCAGACUCCAUUAAACAUACUUAAACAUAUUUGUUGAACAUUGAAACCUUGGAGGUCGAUUGCACCAACAUAUGUAUGCACUCAUUAGGAUGUUGUCGGCCCAUCUUGGAUAUGUUGACUUUUAAAUCAGUAUUAGGGGUUUUAAACAGGCAUUAGUUCAACCCAUGGCUGAUGCACUAUUUGUUGAUUUAUUUUUGAAAGCAGAGAAGGGAGAAUCAUAGUUCACCCUAUUGAGAUUUACUUAGUGAGUAGGAAACAGUGUUAAAAAAGAGUUAAUAUAAAAUGACCAUGUAAUCAGCAGGGUAUCAAAAUCCUGCUGAUUGGGGGAAAUCAGAAGGUCUGCAAUGCUUCCCAACCAAAAAAACCAAUACAAUUUGAUAUGUUUGGGGGGAAUCCUGCAGUCCGACAAACCACAGUUGUAGAAAGUGUUGCUAAUGAGGUUAGACAUCCUCUAGAACUGCCUUCUUUUUUCAGAAUAUCAUCAUUUAUCUUAGCCAGAUGGAGCUUAUCCAAGCUUGUGUGCAUGUGUUGAAGGCUCAUAAUGAAGCAUGUUCCAAUAUACAGAAUAAGUCAACCCAACAAUCAAAAUCUGGCUUGCUCUGACUGAAAGAGCUGCUGGAAAACAUUUGAAUGAAUCAACCAUCCCUGUGUAUCAAAGUCACAAUGGUAAAUCAGCAUGUGAUGAUUUGCACCAUUUGGGGUGUAUAUGACUUCCAGACCAGAUGAGUAAAGCAAGUGUUUGUGCUGAUAGCCAUUGAAGGAUGAGAGGAGUAGGUUGAUCUAAUGGAGAAACUGUGCUAUCAUCAGUAUUGCUAGUGAUUAGGGAAGCUGAUUAUAAAAGACCUUGAAAUGAGAGAAAAUUCCAUUGGGUGGUGGUAGGAGAGACCAAGUAGGAAACUGUUAGAGGAGAUGCUCCAAAUCAUGACACCCUUGCUAGAACAAGCUAAAUGCAAUUCAAGAAAGGUAAACUGUAGGUAGCAGCACUGGAACCAUUUACCAUGCCAGGAUGAAAAACUAUGCUCAUUACUGAUUUGAUUUGGCCUUAAAGCACAAAUGCAUAUGACCUCAAAGAUGCCCUUCCAUAAGGCAGACCACCAGUAGUGAUCUGCACCAGCAUCCAACCUGUACAAUUAUGUAGAAGAUGCUUCAUCACUGCUUUCCUAAGAAGGGGUGAGAAUAGGAGCUUCCACCACCAUUUUCAGGAGGAUAGAUUGGGACAAAUUCAGAAUACCCACCUCUCCAAGAAUGAGGAAGGUAUACCUGAUCCCAAUAAGCAAGAAAUCUGGCUGCCAACAGCUUCACCUGCCCAUGCUGCCAGAAGAAGUUCUUACAAAGCCCCCAAUCCACUCGAUUGAGGACCUAGGAAGCAGUAGGGACACCAAAGUCUGGUAAGUCAGCAUGGAGGUGAGUAAAUUAUUAACAAGCGUCAACCUUCAUCCAAGUGAUAAGAAAGCCCUUUGCCACGGGGCUUGUUUGCAAGCUAUCUACCAAUUAGCAGGCCUCAGCAGGAUCUCCCUGGUUUAUUCAGACCCAACUAGUAAGUGGUAACCCAAGUCAGAAAGCUGAACAAUUUGUUUUGGCUGUGAAUUCACUUCUUCAGGCAAUGGCGUUAUUGGGCCUUGGGGAUGCAGCUAAUGUUGCACAGCUGACUGGCUUAGAUGCUGUCAGCCUCAUCCGCAUGAUAGUAAAGGCUGCCUCAACCGCACGCAGCCACAAGAAAAAUUGCCAGAAAUUUGCACAGCAGCUGAAGUUGAUUGGUAACCUGUUGGAGCAGAUCAGAAUAACAGAGCUCAAGAAGCAUCCUUCUACUAGAGAACCAUUGGAGCUCUUGGAGGAUGCACUGAGGAGGUCUUACAUUCUUGUACACAGUUGCCACAACUGCAAUUAUCUGUAUCUGUUGGCCAUGGGAUGGAAAAUUAUUAAGCAAUUCAGGACUGCACACUCUGAGAUUACUGAAUACUUGAACCUUAUUCCACUCAUAACUCUUGUGGAUAUUCAGAGAAACCGAGAACAAACAAAAAAUAUCAAGCUGGAACAAUGUGUCAAUAAAUCGGAUGAAUUAGACAAGAAGGUGCAAGAUACUUUAUUUAAUUCAGGAUUUUUACUUGCAACUACAAAUAGACUUGCCAUCGGUCAUGCAUUUCUUCGGAAAUUCAAGUUCAAGGAAUUGAGGAGUGCCACUAUGAAUUUCAGUAACGUUAACUUUCUUGGAAGUGGAGGAUAUGUGAUGGUCUACAAGGGUUUGAUUGACCAUAGUUCCUUGAAAGGAGAGAGUUGUGGAUCUUAUUUCCUCAAGAAAAGAGCAAGUAAGGCAUCUAAGAUGACUGUUGCUAUCCAGAGACGAGUUUAUACCUUUAAACAUGGAUCACAGCAGUUUGAGGCUAAGUUAAACUAUCGAGGGUGCUUGUUACACCCUAAUGUUGUCAAACUGUUGGGCUAUUGCAAGGAGGAAAAUAUUAUUGUUUGUGAGUUCAUUCCUAAAGGGAGCUUAAAAGAUCACCUAUUUCAGAGAACACGUUUCCAGCCACUUCCUUGGAAGCUGAGAGUAAAGAUAGCAGUUGGCAUCGCUCGAGGUCUCGCAUACUUACACACAGCACAUGUCAUUCAUAGGGAUAUAAAGGCUGCCAACAUCCUUCUUGACUCUGAAUUCAAUCCAAAGCUAGCAGAUUUCGGGUUGGCUAUGUAUGGUCCGACUGAGAGGCAAUCCUUUCUCUCACAAGAUGUAUGUGACACCUAUGGUUAUCUUGCUCCUGAAUAUCUUGCCGAUGGCAAAGUGAAUGAGAAGAUUGAUGUGUAUGGAUUUGGAAUCCUGUUGCUGGAAUUGCUCUCCGGUAAGCAGGCAUAUGAAAUCCUCACAAUCAAAAAGAGCUCCAAAGAUGAAUGUGAAACAAGUCAACAUUUCUCAACAGAAGAAUGUGGAACAAGCAAAGAGGUCAUAGAAGAUUUAAGCACAACUGAACAACAAUGGUCAGAAAGUGUACUCCAAACAACUUUGCCCAACUAUGAAGAAGUUGCUGAUUCAUGUCUCUUAGAUUAUAAAACUCUGACUAGAUUGAUGGAGCCGGAUCUCCAUGGACAAUACCCAUUAAAAGCAGCAGUUCUUGCAGUGCAGCUUGCCAAAAGCUGUGUUACCUGGGAUCCUACUAGCCGGCCUGCCAUGCAAAAAGUUAUAGAGACGCUUGAGCAGAUUCAAACUAUUGACAAGCCUCCAGUCAAUUUGGGUUCUGAAAAAAUUUCUGAUCCUUGUUCUUCCUUUUACGAGGUUGAUUUUUCAGUUUCUAGCACAGUGGUAUAUGAGCCAGCUACUUUUGAUGCGGAUACGGAGUUAUCCUUCUCGGCAUUGAAAUAACAAUAUUUUUUUCAAAACUGAGAUUUGGUGUUCUGAAAAAAGUUUCGGCACGUAGGAGAUAAAAUCUUAAAUAUGUCUGUUCACUAUUACUUCAUUGACAUGGUAUAAAUGUAGGCUAAUUUUUUACAUUUGCAGAAUUGUUAUACAAAAGAAUUUGUCUGCUGA